AUGGGCAAAAAGGGCACAAGAGCGGAACAGAGUUAUCCGAAGCACCCUUUCCUCCUCUCUCCAGAUGAAGUCAUCAGUCAUCUAGAGACCAGCACCGACGUGGGCCUGAGCAAUGCCCGGGUCGAGGAAUACCAACAGAAGUAUGGACCCAACAGGCUUGAAGGCGAUGGAGGGGUCUCUUGGUAUGCCAUUCUGGGGAAGCAAAUCUCCAACGCCAUGAUUCUGGUGUUGGUGCUCGCCAUGGCACUCUCGUACGGCGUGGAAGAUUUCGUUGAAGGCGCUGUCAUCACCGCCGUCAUCGUUCUCAAUGUCGUCAUUGGCUUCUACCAGGAAUUUCAGGCCGAGAAGAAAAUGGACGCUCUGCGGUCCCUCUCGUCCCCUUCGGCAGCUGUGGUCAGAGAUGGGAACGAGAUGACCAUUCCCUCGGCAGAAGUCGUCCCCGGUGACAUUGUGUCGAUCAAGACUGGUGACACGGUUCCGGCUGAUUUGCGACUGUUCGAGGUGAUGAACCUCGAGUGCGACGAAGCCAUCUUGACAGGCGAGGCGCUGCCGGUUGCCAAAGAAGUCGAAUUCGAGACCAAGCACGGCAUCGCCAAAGAAGAUCUAGGUCUGGGCGACCGACUCAACAUAGCGUACUCGUCUUCCACGGUGACAAAGGGCCGAGGCCGCGGCGUGGUGGUCUACACCGGCAUGUCGACGGCCAUUGGAGGGAUCGCUGCCUCGAUGCAGGGAAAGAAACGCAAGCCCAACCGUUCCAUGUCGAGGAAGAAGUACGGACCCAUGCAGCCCGUCAAGGGAGGUGCGCUGCGUACAUACGACGGUGUGCGCAAAUUCCUCGGUCUCACCGGCGGCACGCCUCUACAGAUCAAGCUCAGCAAACUCGCCUACGUCCUUUUCGGUUGUGCCAUCCUCCUGGCCAUCAUCGUGUUUGGGGUCAACCGAUUCAACGUCACCAACGAGGUUGCCAUCUACGCCAUUUCCACGGGCAUUGCCAUCAUCCCCGAAUCUUUGAUUGCCGUCCUCACCAUCACCAUGGUUGUGGGCAUGACACAGAUGCGGAAACGCAAGGUGGUCGUCCGACAACUCAGUGCACUCGAAGCCCUCGGGGGUGUCACCAACAUCUGCUCGGAUAAAACCGGCACUCUUACCCAGGGGAAGAUGGUGACGCGAAAGGCAUGGAUUCCCGGAGUCGGCAUCUACAGCGUGGAGAAUUCCAACAACGCGUCAGACCCUACAGAAGGCACCGUCACGCUCGGCAAGGCGCCCAGGUCGCGGCAGGAAGUCGAGGCGGAGAGACUUGCCAGAGAAGAGGCCUUUGACCGCAAACGAAGCACUGCGGGCAUCUCUUUCGAUCUCCCGAGCGAGAAACUGCAAAAGGAUGCCGAAAAGGCCUCGGAGAAAUCCGACACCGACGUCAAGUCCAACCCGGAGGUCACGCCUGAACUCCAGGCGUUCCUGGAAUCCGCGGCCCUCUGCAACCUGGCGACGGUCCGCAAGGUCGCCGAGGACGGGGAGGAGGAGAAGUGGAAGACGGCGGGCGACCCGACCGAGAUUGCCCUGCAGGUCUUCUCGCACCGCUUCAACUACGGCAAGAAAGCGCUCGAGGAGAGUGGGUGGGUACAAAAGAUGGAAUACCCCUUUGACAGCUCCAUCAAGCGCAUGUCGGUCGUAUAUACGAAACCCGGCCUGGAACACUCUCUCAUCUUCACCAAAGGCGCGGUUGAACGUAUCAUCGACCUCUGCACGUCCGUGGGCGUGGGGGAUAAGCACGAAGAGAUGACUCCGACCCUGAAGGAAGCCAUUCUGGAACAAAUGACGUUUCUCGCCGAACAAGGUUUGCGAGUGCUCGCCAUCGCCAGGAGAGACACGACUCUGGAAAUCGAGGAACACAGCGACGUGGACCGGAGCGUUGUCGAAAAGGAUCUCUGUCUGCUGGGUCUCGCUGGUCUGUACGACCCGCCUCGCCUCGAGACGAAAGCCGCCGUCCAGGCCUGCACGACCGCCGGAAUCACCGUGUCCAUGUUGACGGGUGACCACCCGUCCACGGCGACCGCCAUCGCCAAGGAAGUCGGCAUCAUUCCCAAGAACAUGGGUACGCUCGCACCAGACGUGGCGGCGGCCAUUGUCAAGACCGCGACGGAAUUCGACAGGAUGACUGACGCCGAGAUCGACGCUCUGCCGACCCUACCCCUCGUGGUGGCGCGCUGCGCCCCAGAGACCAAAGUCCGGAUGAUCGAGGCGCUGCACCGACGGAAGAAGUUCGCCGCCAUGACGGGGGACGGGGUCAACGACUCGCCGUCGCUGAAGCUCGCCGACGUGGGCAUCGCCAUGGGCCUGAACGGGAGCGACGUGGCCAAGUCGGCGUCGGACAUUGUGCUGACGGACGACAACUUUGCGUCCAUCGUCAACGCCGUCGAGGAGGGCCGCCGCAUGUUCGACAACAUCCAACGCUUCGUGCUGCACCUCCUCACGUCCAACGUCGGCGAAGUCAUCCUCCUCAUCUGCGGCCUGGGAUUCCAGGACGACACGGGGUUUUCCGUGUUCCCGCUCUCGCCGCUGCAAAUCCUUUGGAUCAACAUGCUCACCUCGUCGUUCCCGGCGUUCGGGCUGGGCCGGGAGAAGGCGUCGCCGGACGUGAUGGAGCGGCCGCCGCACGACAACAAAAAGGGCGUCUUCACGUGGGAACUGAUCACGGACAUGCUGGUGUACGGGACGAUCCAAGGCACGUGCUGCCUGAUGACGUUCGUCUUCAUCGUGUAUGGGCCCGGCCCGGACGGUCUGGGCCAGGACUGCAACCGCAAGUACAACGACACGUGCGACGUCGUGUUCCGGGCGCGGGCGGCCGUCUUCGCCGAGCUGACCUGGCUGAUCCUCAUCUCGGCGUGGGAGUUCAAGGCGAUGCGGCGGAGCAUGUUCCGGAUCAACCCGCACGACACGCGCACGUUCCCCUUCUUCGCGGACAUCUGGGAGAACCAGUUCCUGUUCUGGUCGGUCGUCAUCGGGGCCGUGUCCGUCUUCCCGGCCGUCUACAUCCCGGGCCUGAACACGUCCGUGUUCAAGCACAAGGGCAUCUCCUGGGAGUGGGCGCCGGCCAUCGUCUGCGUCUUCGUCUUCGUCAGCGGCAUGGAGGCCUGGAAGUACGUCAAGCGCGCCGCCGGCUGGUUCAAGGAGGAGGAGACCGAGGGCAUGAAGGGCCGCCGCCUCGGGCCCUCCAGCGCCGUGCUCUCCCUCCGACAGGGCUUCUUCACCAUGACCCGGAGUUUCACCAAGAGCAAGUCCGAGGAGAAACAGCGCACCCCGGUCACCAUGGAGUUGGGCACUCGGGACAGAAACGCCCGGCAACCGCAUGUGCUGCCCAGGGUGAGGGAGGACGUUUGA
Messenger RNA from Fonsecaea nubica, 3378 nucleotides. Its product is annotated as potassium/sodium efflux P-type ATPase, fungal-type. Gene Ontology annotation, biological process: intracellular calcium ion homeostasis; calcium ion transmembrane transport. Gene Ontology annotation, cellular component: plasma membrane. The record is from RefSeq and is a predicted model, not a curated record. Gene Ontology annotation, molecular function: P-type calcium transporter activity; ATP binding; ATP hydrolysis activity. Lineage: Eukaryota; Fungi; Ascomycota; Eurotiomycetes; Chaetothyriales; Herpotrichiellaceae. The coding region runs from base 1 to 3378 and encodes 1125 amino acids. The transcript is spliced from 2 exons.